CUUGCACUCAACCCCACCAUGACGCCCCAAGAGUGAACACAAGAACUGACCACUGAACAACAAUAUAUAAGCUCCGUGAAAGGUGCCUCACCAUAACCACUUUCUUUUCUGCCUCGAGAGAGAAGCCACUAGCAAUGAAACUCCACACCACAGUUAUCCUGCUCAUAGUCUGGCUUGGCGCCUUCGCUCUGCACACAGCAGAAGGGAGCAUUGCAAGUCAGUCAAUGCGCAAAUUGUCCUGUGUAAAUCUGUCUACACAGAAAGUGGACAUCAGAAGCAUUGUCAACUAUGAAAAGCAGGAAGUUCCAGUAGAAGCUGUCAUGUUUAUCACCACAAAUGGUAUCAGGAUCUGUGUGCACCCAGGUAAGAAAUGGGUGCAGUCCGCUAUAAAAAGAAUAGACAGAAGACGUACUACCAGAAGAAGAUAAUCCUGUCCUUGGCAGGCACCUGAGGCCAACAAAAUGGAAUAGUCAUCACUGCCGCAGACAACAGGGAAGAAAGCCUUGGUAUCCACUUGUAAUUUCUACUGGCAAUAAAUUCUCUGAACAAAAAUGAACUCGCUAGAAUCUAUUAAUCACUGUUUGAAUGUCUGCUGACUUCUUCAUGUUAUAGCUGGACUCUGUUACACCAUUUAUUGUCUGAAAUGCUUGUCAAUAUUUAUUUAUAACUGAAUGUAGGUAUCUUCUCAUCUUUGCUGUCAUGACUAGUAUAGGAUUUAAGGGUAAACAGCAGAUGGUUUCACAUGUUAUAGGGAAGAAAAUUACUUCUCACAGAGAUGGAAAAGAGUAGACCUCCAGAAUGAUGAGGGGGGUCAAUAUUCUGCAUUGUGUGCCGAGAUUCAGAAGGUUCUAUAUGAUUUUACGGUAACUCAAACUUACAUAAACUAUAAGAAAUAGUGUCAGGCAAUCACUUGAGCAGUGCAAUAUUCAGAAGGAGAUCCUCGGGCUUUCUAUUCUUACAUAAAGUAUUGCACUGUUGGCUCUGAUUUUAGACCCAGGCCAUGGUGAUGUAUGCAUACUCUCACCAAGGCAUGACCUGGAGCAAAUUCAGGGCAAAUUUAAGAAUGCAACUCUAUUCAGACUUGUACUUGGGAAGACUUAUCCUACUCUCUGACAUUCAUUAGGUUAUCUGAGUUACACCUUCAUUUGAAACAGAAUUGGGGAAAAAUAAGGAAUCUCAGAAUAAGCAAGAACAAACCAUGGCUGGAGUCAGUGCUUCACAAACUCAUAUGAAUUCCUUGCCCAGAAAACAAAGUAUUUAUACAUGUCUACUGAUGUUUUACAUUCAAUAUAUUCUACUAAUGAAUUUCAAUACUUUUAAUAAAGUUAAUCUAAGCCUCAAAUCAAA
Molecule: messenger RNA, 1347 nt
Organism: Meleagris gallopavo (turkey)
Lineage: Eukaryota; Metazoa; Chordata; Aves; Galliformes; Phasianidae
Product: lymphotactin-like
Biological process (GO): positive regulation of cell migration; chemokine-mediated signaling pathway; positive regulation of GTPase activity
Cellular component (GO): extracellular region
Molecular function (GO): chemokine activity; CCR chemokine receptor binding
Source: RefSeq, a predicted model, not a curated record